AGCAAAUGUCAAAUAACCACAGUUGGCAAUGUCUCGGCCGCGCGUCGACGCAUUCGAAAAUCGAAUUCCAUAAAAAGCUUAUUUUACCGGAAUUCUUUUUACUUUUAAAACUCGCACGAAAAAGUUUGUGAUAAUUCCUUUAUUUGGUAUACACCGAAAAGUUUGUUAACGUCUGUGCUUGUCUUUGGUGAAGUGUUAAAACAAUAUGGCGGGAAGAAAAAGUUUAUUUAUUCUUUUUAUUUGCGCUAUGGCGUCCGUGUUGGACGGACAGACCUUGGGUGGUCCCAUGCACGACAAAGUCGUGGUGUGCUACGUAGCGUCCUGGGCGGCGUACAGACCUGAAGCGGGCAAGUUCCUACUGGAAGACCUGGAACCAGCCCUGUGCACACAUUUGGUGUACUCGUUCGCUGGCCUAGACGAGGAGAAGAUGUCCAUCAAGAGUCUUGAUGCUUGGCAAGACUUGGAAAAAGAUUACGGAAAAGGUGGCUACAAGAGACUGGUCAGCCUAAAGAACCGGUACCCACAUCUGAAGGUAACAAUCGCUAUAGGCGGGUGGAAUGAGGGCUCCUUGAAGUAUUCAAAGAUGGCCGCCUCGCGAGAAUACAGGGAGAAGUUCAUACAAAGCGUGCUGAACUUCUUAGACCAAUACAAGUUCGACGGGUUGGAUCUGGACUGGGAGUACCCAGCGAGAAGAGACGGCCGCCCAGAGGACAAAGCCAACUACGUUGAGCUCGUCAAAGAGUUGAGCGAUGCAUUCAAACCAAAAGGCUACAUUCUCACUGCGGCACUAGGCGCUGGUAAGGAGACCAUGGACGCCGCGUAUGACCUCGCCAAGCUGAGCCGAUACCUCACCCUGAUACAUAUGAUGUGCUACGACUACCACGGCACUUGGGACGGGAGGGUGGGAGCCAACGCCCCCCUCAAAGGAGUCGACGAAGAUGAUGUCUUGAGCGUGGAUUAUACAAUCAACUACAUGCUGUCCCACGGUGUGAGCCCAUACAAAUUAGUCCUCGGUUUGCCCAUGUACGGAAGAACGUUUAUAUUGAAAGAGCCAUCGGUGAGAGACAUAGAAUUCGGCAGGACUACGGUUCAAGCCGCCGGGUUCAAGGGACCUUAUACUGGUGAAGCCGGAUUCAUGGGGUAUAAUGAGAUUUGCCAAGAGGUCAGUAAUAAGUCAUCAAAAUGGACGCACCAUUGGCACUCGCAGUCGUCCACGCCUUACCUCAGAGACGGGGAGAGGGUCAUAUCUUACGACAACGCCCGGUCCAUAGCCAUCAAAGUCAAGGCAGCCAUAGACUAUGGUCUAGGAGGUCUGAUGGUGUGGAGCAUAGACACGGACGACUUCAAAGGCGCGUGCGAGCAUGAAACGGACGCUUUCAUAGAUUUCGAGCACAGAUACAGUAAAAUGGUGGACGACCCCCUACUACGUGAGGCGUUGAAAACACUGAAUCUACCCGACACGAAUCGUCUCAGCAAACGUACUGCCUACUCCGUGUCUAACGGCCGACUGAACUUACGCAUACCGGAACCGCAAUACUCAAACUACCCUCUAAUGGAAACCAUAAACUCGGCGGCCAUGUUGGCGGUAGAAGAGAAGAGAAUACUCGACGAGAUGGAGAUGAUCAACAGACAGAACGUCAUAGAAGAUGAAGAAGACAAGCCCGGCUCUUCUAGUAGAAUAGCGGGUGGUUUUGCUGUUCUGUUCUGUGCUUUGGUUGCCUUUAGAUUGUAAUUUUGUUGCUUAAAUUCGUGUAGUAUAAGGUAGCUGAGCAUAACCACAGACAAAUAUACUUGCGUAGUAGACACAAACCUAGUUCGGAAUUCGAAUAGUUGAAUUCGAUCUCAAUAUGUGUCAAAUGUGAAGAAGUUUUGUAUAGCCACAACAGCGCCACAACGGACAUGACGAGAAUUAAAAAUCUUCCAUGCAAGACUUUUUUAAUAAAAAGUCUAAUUAUCGAGUAUUCGAAAUAGAAAGUCAUAUGAAUUUGUGAUUCUUAUUAGCAUUUUUCAUGGGAAUUGAAAAAGCAGCCUUUUUUUAUUUUUACAUUUACAAAUUGUUUUUUCUCCUUUGACAUCAGUGUUAUCAAUGUAAGUUCAAG
Messenger RNA from Chilo suppressalis (striped riceborer), 2099 nucleotides. The record is from the annotation of a GenBank genome assembly. NCBI's taxonomy places the organism in Eukaryota, Metazoa, Arthropoda, Insecta, Lepidoptera, Crambidae.